Canariomyces notabilis is the source of this 2136-nucleotide messenger RNA. RefSeq names its product cyclophilin-like protein. Gene Ontology annotation, molecular function: peptidyl-prolyl cis-trans isomerase activity. NCBI's taxonomy places the organism in Eukaryota, Fungi, Ascomycota, Sordariomycetes, Sordariales, Chaetomiaceae. Gene Ontology annotation, biological process: protein folding; protein peptidyl-prolyl isomerization. The transcript is spliced from 2 exons. Gene Ontology annotation, cellular component: catalytic step 2 spliceosome. The record is from RefSeq and is a predicted model, not a curated record. Bases 397 to 2028 code for a protein of 543 amino acids.
UUAAGUUUAUGUAUGCUCGUCACGUAACAGCAACAGAAAGAGGAUCUUUGGCUGAACAUACACAUAGUCUGGAAGUCUCUCAAAACUCGGAAGUCUUGAGCUCAAGCUCAAGGCAUUGCGUGGGCGGAACUGCACCGCCCGGGCGCACGGUGCAUUCAAGACUUCCGUCACCGUUGUGGCGUUGACGCUAAAGUUUACGGGCCUACGGCAGGCAACUGAAGCAACUGAACAGGCUUGGCAACCGUCAAGUCCAAUCCAUCCGCCCUUUCGAUUGACCUGGUGAGCACUACGAAGUAUACGGAGUAGAGAACAACAGAAACCGCUGGUGUCCCCCACCACCACCGGCGCCUAAGCAUUGUCGUGAGGCAGUGGCGUUUCGAAUUUGCGGAUUUGACCAUGUCGGCCAUCUAUAAUCUCGAGCCGCAACCGACUGCGUCAGCAAUAAUUCACACGACCCAGGGUGAAAUCGCGGUCGAACUAUUCGCGAAGCAAACGCCCCUGACCUGUCGCAAUUUCUUGCAGCUCAGCCUAGAUGGAUAUUAUGACAACACCAUCUUCCAUCGCCUUGUACCGGGCUUCAUCCUGCAAGGCGGCGACCCGACCGGUACAGGGCAUGGAGGCGAAUCGAUUUACGAUGGCGGCGCAUUCGGCGGUGAUUUAGACCCUUGGCCGAUGGACCAGCGCAAAGGACAGAACGCUGGCCCUAUGGGGGUGAACUUCAAGGAUGAAUUCCAUUCGCGAUUGAAGUUCAAUCGGCGUGGUCUCCUAGGCAUGGCAAACGAGGGAACACCCGACAGUAACGGUAGCCAGUUUUUCUUUACCUUGGGAAAGACGGAGGAACUCACAGGGAAGAACACUCUCUUUGGCCGAGUGGCUGGUGACACAAUCUACAAUCUGGCCAAAAUGGGAGAGGCCGAGGUGGCAGAAGGCAGCGAGCGGCCGCUUUACCCAGUCAAAAUCAUACGCAUCGAAAUUCUCAUCAACCCAUUUCAUGACAUGAAGAAGAGGGAGACAAAGGUUCGGCAGGGGGUGCCUGGACCUUCCCCGGCAGAGAAGAAGCCGAAGAAGAGAAAAGCCGGCAAGCAGUUACUCAGCUUCGGAGACGAGGAAGGCGAUGGUGAAGAUGUUCCAACGAUCAAAAAGGCCAAAUUUGAUACAAGGAUCGUGAUGGACGUGGAUGAAGAACCGGCGCAGAAGACAAUGCCGGUUCGGGCGUCUGUCAAGAAAGAAGUUAAACCACACAACAGGGAGGCCAAGGAGGUGCAGACGAUCGAGGCAUCAGAGACCCGAAAGCGCCCGCCUUCCCCGGAACCCGUAUUGGAGAAAAAGGCACCAGUGCCCAGAACUCAUAGCAGCGAUAGGUCUAGCCCGGAGUUGGAGCAAUCCCAGAAGAAGUCGCUCCUGGAGAAAACGAACGAGGAGAUCGCCGCGGUCAAAGCAUCCAUGAAGCGGACGAUCCAUGCCGAGCCGGUCAAGGAGGAGAAGAAGAAGUCCACACUGGAAUUACUCGUCCCAGAAACAGCGAUAAGGGGGAGGAAGCGGCGCCCGGGUGGCAAUGGCAUUAGCACAAGAGAGGAACAAGAAGCCUUGGACCUCUUGAAGUCCUUCAAGUCAAAAUUGGAGCAGGCGCCGGCUGAAAAGAAAGAGUCUCGGCCCUCUGCCAAUGAAAAGGAGAAAGGGGGCGAGCAAGGUGAGGACGGCGAGGUAUGUGACCUGCAUUUCAUCGCAAACUGCCAGAGCUGCCGGGCCUGGGAUAAAGAGGUCAAGGAUGAGAGCGACGAUGAAGGUUGGAUGUAUCACACGCUGAGCUUCGCUGCCGACAAACUUGGCAAGGAUUUCAAUUUCCGGAAGAAAGCUGAGGAGGAGUUGGUUGUCAUUGAUCCCCUGGAGAAAGCUAGGAACCUCAAGGAAGAGAAGAGGGCGUCUAGAGAAGCGCGCCCCGGUGGUUCUUCCAGAGCUUGGGAUCGGGACCGGGACCGGGACCGGGACCGCGAUAGGGGCCGCGACAGAGACAGAAGAUCCAGGUGACCGCCAGCGAUUCAUUACGGGCCCGCCGAAGCCAUGAUGAUACCCUGCUACUAUUGAUAAGGAUUGCUUGAGAACAUCUACACGUGUAUACUACUCCACCAGUGCGGU